This is a messenger RNA of Effrenium voratum, 957 nucleotides long. The record is from the annotation of a GenBank genome assembly. Lineage: Eukaryota; Dinophyceae; Suessiales; Symbiodiniaceae.
AUGGCGCUCAGUCGCGAAGAGCCGAUGCUGCAGAGUUGGCAAAGGCCAGCGGCGCAAGAUGAUUGUUCACGGAACGCGAUGGACUUCAUCGGCAAUCGAGAGGCUGCACGGAUCCGCGCAGAAGCGGAGGAGCUGGAGCGUCAGCAGGCAGAGCAGCGGAGGAAGGCACGAGCCUUGGAAUGGACCAAUGGCCAGCAGAGCAUCCCCUUACGUGAGCUGCGGCGGAAGCUGGAGAAGGAUCAGAAGGUGGAGCUCAGCGAGAACGAGGUGAAAAGCUUGAUAAGCUCCAGCGCGGCGAGCUUGGAGCAGCUGAGCAGUGAGAAAUUCGAGGUGCAACUGGGCAUGUUGGCCUCUGCCAAGCGCGAGACUGCCCGCGCCCUGGCGGCAGCGGCAGCGAAGGAGCGAGAGGCGCAGGCGCAGGCUGCUCAGCUCCAAGAAGAGAUCCAAGGCGUCUUUGCCACGGACGUGGAGGGGGAUGACCGGAGCAUUCCAGUGCGGCUGGCUGCCUCAUUAGUCUAUUUGCUGCCUUUGAUGGAUGGACUCCAAUUUGGUCUUCCUUUGCUGGAUAUUUUCCCGUCGCUCGUUCCUCUAGUGCAACUGGUGGCUCCUUUGGUGAUGCUCAAGAAUGCCAUUCCUUUCGGCACCUUCAUCUUCCUGAUCCUCUUCCAGGCACAAGCCCGGAACGGGGGGUUGCCCCAGAUCUUGCGCUUCAACCUUGCUCAAGCGGUUGUCCUGGAUGUUUUGUUCAUCGUGCCAGACUUCUUCAUGUCGAUUAUUGCCAUGGACUUGCCAUCGAGUUUCCUGGUGGCGCUUUUCGUAAUGCUUUUCGGCGUCAUUGUGUACUCGGUGACAUUGACACUGCUGGGGAAGCUACCCGAUGGCUUGGGCGGCAUAUCAGACAUGACUCGACGUAACUUGGGUGGCGGCUUGGGUGGCGGAUUGGGUGGCGGCUUGUGA